UUUGGUACAGUUCUGCGAAAAAGGUUUAAUUUCCCGAAUAUGACAAUCGUCUGACUGGUGGUGUGGGCGGAGUUUGCAAAACCUGAGCAGAAUGAAGUGUCUAGGCAAUGUAGCGCCGGGCGUCUAUAGCCUAUGAGCAGCCUCGCCGUGCGUGUCAACACAGCUGAGCGAUGACUCAAGCGGUCUAGCAUUGGCUCUGAAAAAGACCCACCAGUUGCUCUCCUGGUCAUUCAUUUAGAAGGGAAUAUUCGAACCUAACACGGUUGAAUUCCGAGACGUCAAUCAAGAAAACAGUAUUUUUUUUAAUUCUUUUUUUUGCACAAUUAUUUUAUCUCAGAGAUUCCCAAAUAGGCUACCGCAGGAAGGGCAUGUUAAUGUCUGCACGGAGGCCGUUGCUGUGGAAGUAUGUUCACUUUGCCCUGGGCUUCAGAGUCCUGAUCCUGGCUGUCUUAUCAGAUCUCACCGCAGGCCGGCAGUGGAACUGCAGCCACCCCAUGGUCCCCGAGCACGGCGGUUUCCGCUGCGAACCCUCCCCCUGCCGCGGCUUCCCGCUGAAGAGCGCCAUCCACUACUUCUGUGAGCCGGGCUACUCGCUCCCGGCCGGCGUGCACAGCUCCCGCUGCCGCCGAGGGGGGUGGUACCCCAGCGUGCCCACCUGCCUCCCCAGCCCAGAGGACAGAGCAGCCAACUCUCUCCCCAGCGUUGCUACCACAGCUGUCGGCGUCUCCAUCUUCCUUCUAACCACCACUGCCUGCAUGGUGAUCAAGUCCCGCCUUUACCCCUGUCAUUCACACAAGAGAUCCUCUGACCAGAUGGACCUGAUGGUAGACGGCCUGCCUGUCUCACUGCCCACCUACGAAGAGGCCAUGUACGGGAGCUGGGGCCAGCGUCUCCCGCCCUGCCAAGGCCCAACCCAGCUCUUAUUGGCCCAGGAAGCCCCUGGGAUGCGUCCGCCGGCACCCCGCAGCCAAUCGGAGUCAGGCAGCUCCUGCCAGUCGCCCAGUCCGAACGCAGAGCUGCCACCUCCUCCUUAUGAAGAGGUGCCCUCCCACCCCCGGGGUGUCCGCAGGGAGGACAACGGACAUGCACGGCAAAUCGAACUUUCUGCUCAAAAGGACAGUUAGGUUGAGCGUCUGUAGAGAGAUUAUCAAACAAUGAUCUACUGUUCGUAAACCCCUGUGUCCAAGGACUCUGUGUCAUAGCUGCUGUGACAGUGAUGUGGAGUGUGGGAUCAGGAGGUUCUUAAUCCACUAGGCCUCAGUAUCUGGAAUGUUCCAAUUUGGUGGUUGCUUUGGGAGUUUGCUGAGUGGGAAACCAGUGCCUACAACCUGCCUUCCCAUAGCAACACCCAGGACAUCUCAGGGCACUGCUUGCUAGUCAAUGAGUAGAUUAUUUCUGAUUGAUAUGUCUUGAUACUGUUGUUUGUUUCCAGCGACAGGCUGGGAACAUGAACUGUGUUAUCCUGUCAGGGAUGGGACCAUGUCCAGGCCAGUGCAGCUGCUUCGUGAAGCGUGUGGGUGCAGUCGUCCUAACCGUCUUAUUAUAUUUAGUGACUUGUGUCCAUGUAUCAGUUGUGCAGAGAUCUGAGACGUGUAAAAUUGAGCGUAGUUGGAGAGCCCGCCAUACCUACAGACGUGACUCAUCUGUGUACUGAGCGACUGGCAGGAUGGGGUCAGGAUGUAAGGCUGUCGUCACGGAGCUCAAUCUGAGGGCAAAUCUGACCAAAUUUGAGUGGAGUGGAAAUUUACCUACAGCCUGUGCUCUCACCAAAUUCUGCCAUUUUGGACGACCGGGCAACAGGCUACACCAGGCAAGCGCCAUUGAAUGUGCUUUCUUUUUUUUUUUAUGGAAAAAAAAAAAUAUAUAUAUAUUUGUAAUGUAAUAUUUACAUCAACUUUGUAUACAACAUUGCACAGAAAUAUACUAAAUCCUACAUGUUUGUAAUUGUAA
Messenger RNA from Conger conger (European conger), 1950 nucleotides. RefSeq lists its product as uncharacterized. Lineage: Eukaryota; Metazoa; Chordata; Actinopteri; Anguilliformes; Congridae. Bases 369 to 1124 code for a protein of 251 amino acids. The record is from RefSeq and is a predicted model, not a curated record. The transcript has 5 exons.